Molecule: messenger RNA, 6280 nt
Organism: Ectocarpus siliculosus
Lineage: Eukaryota; Phaeophyceae; Ectocarpales; Ectocarpaceae
Source: the annotation of a GenBank genome assembly
AUGGAGAGCUUGUCCCUCGAGGAGAAAAUCGCCUCCUUCAAGAAAAAGAUCGACGACCUCGACCAAUCCGCGGCCCCGCCGCCGGCCGUAGGCGAUAAGGAUCAAUCCGAGGCGACGUCCCUGUAUGAGGCUCCCGAGCUAGGCAACGGGAAGAUAGCCGCGAUGAAGCAGAGGCUAGUCCGCAAGGGUUUGUCCGUCUCGGGAGGCGGGGACGCCGCGGACGGCGGCGAGUCAUCGCCGGCAGUGGUACCCAACGGGGGCGGCGGCGGUGAUGGCACGGAGUCAGACGAGGACGGCGGGGGUGGCUGCGGCAGCGGGCCGACCGAAGCAGACAAGGCCGCCAAGCUUGCCGCCGAGUUUGAAAAGGGUAAAAUAGCCGCGAUGAAGAAUCGUCUGGUCGCCAAGGGGCUCGGUAUCGAUGAUAACGCUUCCGAGGCGCCGGCGGCGGAGCCCGCUGCUGCUGCGAGGGCGGCACAUGCCGCGGCGAAGGCAACGGCCGCCGCCGCGUACGCCGCCACUUUGACGGCGUCGUCGCCGUCGCCGCCGCCGCCGCCUCCCGCGGAAGCUGAUGAUGUCCUUGUGAAAACAGAAGGUGCCGGAAACGAUACGCCCGCAACGGAAGAAUCGAAAACGCCCGACGCCUUCGACGGCGGUGCUGAGGAGGAAGAAGGUGCCGAAGAGGAAGAAGGUGCCGAAGAGGAAGAAGGUGCCGAAGAGGAAGAAGGUGCUGGAGAGGAAAAAGAUGCUGAAGGGGAAGAGGAAGAAGAGGAGGAUACCUUGGCAGCUGCUGGGCCUCCAUCUGCCCCUGCCACCGCCAACAGCGGAGCGAAUGUGGUGGCCGAAACGGCCGGGGUUGCAGGCGUUCCAGACUCAGCGGAGUCAACUGAAGAACCCGGUCCUGAGCCAGUUGUCGUCGCCGAUGCCGGCGGCGUGUCUGCCCCCGACGAACAUGAAAACUCCGGCGUCGUCGCGCCGUUCUCGGCGGUGGGCAUCGCGCCCGAGGCCGGUGCCACCGCUGUCGAGGAGGACGAGCCUGCCCCCAUGCCUAUUGCCGUCGUGACCGCUCCGGGAGACGAGCCUGCUCCCGUCGUCGUCGUACCGUUCUCGGCGGUGGGUGUCGCGCCCGAGGCCGGUGCCACCGCUGUCGAAGACGAGCCGUCCCCCGUGCCUAUGGUUGCCGUGAUCGCUCCGGGAGACGAGCCUGCCCCCGUGCCUAUUGCCGACGUGACCGCCCCGGGAGAUGAAGAAAAAGGCCGUGGUACCGCCGCUGCGAACGAGGACGAGAAGCCCUCCUCGCUGACAGUAUCACCAAGCGAGGGAGGAGAUAAGAAGGAGGAGAGCAGCCCGCCUACGCCCCCCUCCUCCCCAACCGCCAUCCCUCCGGCUUCAGACUCACAGCAGCAGCAGGAGGUGUUGCCCCCUCCUCCGCCAGCAGCACCAGCACCAGCACCAGCAGCGGCAACACCCGCAGAUGAUGGGCAAGUGACGGCGCGCACCACAGCGCCGGGCCCCUCCCCCAAGAUCGAAGGCUUCAACGUGGCGGCGAGCAAGGCGAAGGCCGCUCUGGCCGCGGCAAAGUCGCGCUCGCGAAGCAGCAGCAGCACCCAGCAAGCUCCUGCUCCCGCCGCCGCCGUUGCCUUGCCCGCCGGAGACGCACCGAAGCAGCGGCAACGGCAGCGGCAGCGGCAGCCCGGCAAGCGCGCGUCAACCCCGGGCCGGCAGAAGCGUGCCGGCUCUGUGGGCAGGAGCGCCUCCCCCAUGCGCAAGCCGUCGCCGUCCGUUCCCGCACGACCGCGCGGGCAACCGGCGGCGUCGCAGCAGCAGCCACGCAGCGUCACGUCUACCCCGGUGAGGGUAUCGCCCGCUGCCGGAGAAGUUUCCCGGGCGAAUCCCACCGUCGCCGUUACUCCGGGGCUCCACGCCGCCACCCCGUCGCCGCCGCCGCCACCGCGUGCGCCUGCGCCGGCCGUGGUGGAAACCUCGCCGCGGCCCCGUCGCCCGACAUCGUCUCCUGCCAGGCGAGAACGGGGGGCGUCUCCGCGCAGGAGGACGGUGGGAGGAGGAGCGGGAGCAGCCUCGCCCCCAUUCGUCAUGUCGUCGCCGCUGCUCUUCACCCCGACGCGCGGGGUCGCCGUGACGCUGAGCCCGGCGUCGGCGGAGGCCUCGGGGAACCGGCUCCACGAGCAGGCCCGCGAGGCCCGGGAGAGGCUGGAGCGCCGCAGGAAGGAGGUGCCGGUGGUGACGCCGCUGGCCCCAAUGCCGGGGUUCACGUCCUUCUCGCCUCGCCGGUGGUCGGCCCCGCGGGGGCCGGCUGGCGGUGCCGGCGCCGCCCCGGUCGUCUCCGGGCUGGACCGGCUCGAAGGCCUGUACCGCGACGCAAUCGAGCGCAACUCGAGGCUCGAGCUGGCCCGGCGCGCGGAGGAAGAGAAGCCCCGGGAGUGCACGUUCACGCCCGAGAUCAGCAAGAGGGGGCGCAGCCUGGUUAGGGGGUACAGCGGCGACGGUGGCGGCGGUGGCGGCGGCGCGGCCGGCGGCGGCGAGGCGGGCGAAGGCGGAGACGGGGAGAAAGGCAGCUGCGGCGGCGGUGGCGGAGGCGGGAGCUUGUUCGACACGUUCGACGCGUUGUACCAGGACGCGAAGCGCAGGCAGGCGAAGAUGGAAGCGCUGAAAGCUCAUGAGGAGGUAGGCACGCGGACCUCGCCGGUGAUCACCGCCAUGGGCCGGCAGGCCACGGGCGUGCCGGUCGACGUGCGGAUGAAGGAGGACGCGGAGCGCUGGGUGCGCAGGUUUCAGGAGCUGGAGGAGAAGAAGGCCGAGAAGGAGAAAGAAGGGUGCACGUUCAUGCCCAACUUUUCCAUCGGGCGCAGCUCCUCCGCCCCGCGCAUGCGGCCGCGACGCAGCAACAGCGGUGGCGGUGGCGGCCGCGGCGGCGGCGGAAUCGAGGCGUUCGUCGCGAGGUCGGCCAUCUUCCUAGAGACGAGAGAGCGGAACAUGGAGAAGCUCAAGCAGGAGGCCGAGGAGAGGGAGCGGGCCCUUGCGACCUUCAAGCCCAGCAUCCUCCCCUGGGGGGGCGGGUCGGCGGCGGACGACGCCUCCUCCGCCGCCGACGUGUUCGAGCGUCUCCUUCGUGCCGCUGAGAACCAGGAGAUGAACAAGGCGGCUCUGAAGGAGGAGUUCCUGAAGAAGGAGCGCGAGCAGAAUAACGACUUCGAGCCGCGCCUUCCCACGCGACAGAAAGACGCACCUUUGGAGCCCCUGGACGCUCGCAUCAGGAAGAGCACGGAGGAGUGGGUGAAGAACAAGGCGCUGCGAGAGCAGCGGCGGCUCGAGCUUGAAGCCGAGCAUUGCACCUUCCGACCGUCUCUAGGCGGCGGCGGCAUCGGCGCCUCCGGUACCGGCGACGGCAGCGGCGACGGCGGCGGCGGCGGCGGCGGCGGGGGCGGGGGCGGUGGGAGACGCAGUUCGUCGGUAGGCCCCAGGCCUCGCGCUCGGUCCUCGACGCGGCAGCGAGCGUCCCGCAGGGCUUCCGGUGGCGUGGGGCCGGCCGCGGCGACCGCGUUUGCCGCCCGCGAGGCGGCCUUCCAGGACGCGAAGAAGCAGCGGUUGGAGGCUCUGCGGAAGGAGAAGGAACAGCUCGAGGUCCAAGAGGCCACGUUUCAGCCGGUCAUCGGCGCCGAGGCCCGUCGGGCUAGCGGCCGCGGCGGCAGCUCGGUGGGCGGAAGCUCGAGAGGCACCGAUGCGGUGGCGGGAAGCGUCACCGGCGCGUCGGAGACGAAGAUUACCACCCCGGUUACCGUCGAGAGGCCGAGCUCUGUCGAGCUCAAGGAGGGGGCGAAAGAUGAUGGAGUGGACAUGAUAGCCACGGCGGCGGCGGUAGCGGAAGCAUCGGCAGGACGAGGAGGUGGCGCUGUCGACGACCACCCGGGCAAAUCGGGGGUGGACCAAGGCGUUGAUGUAGGCGAGCUGUCCUCCCGUCUGCAGCAACUCGCGACAGCCUCAUCUUUCAACGGCGACGACGACGAAGCUGACGCCGGCAACGACAGCGACGCGCCGCAGGCUGCCGCUGACGCCUCCGCCGUUUCCAACGUUGCGCUGCAGCUCGAGGAGGAGGAGGAGGAGGAGGAGGAGGCCAACGAAGCGGGAGUCACGGAGACGGGAGGGGAACCUGCCGAAGCGGACGCGGAACCCGAACCAGAACCCGACGAGCUCGACCUGGGAACGGAAGAGGAGGAGCCCUGCGGAGCGCCCACGCAAGCGGUGCCCAAGGCCGAAGGCGACAUCGUCGUCGUGAUGCCGGUCAACUCCGAGGGAACAGGCGAGGAAGCAGCUGAGGAGAAGAAGGGCAACGUCGAACCCGCUGACACAGGAGCCAAGAAGAAGUUCGUGGCCAUACUCUCCUCAGGUGCGGACGAUUCCGCGGCCGAGGAAGGUUUCGAUGAUGAUUGUUUGGAUGAUAUUAAGCGGGUCGCGGGAUCUGGGGGGGGCAAGGGCACUGAGGGGGGACAAGCCGAGCCGGUGAGCGCGAAGGUGUCUGCGGCAUCCCCUGUGCGAUACACCUCGACCGAGGGCGAUGCUGGCAAGCCGCCUGCGGUUGGCGCUCCGGCACCGGCAGCGGCGGCAGCGGGCAGCCCUAUAGAAGCCGAGGAAGAGGAAGAGGAGGAACAAGAGCAGGAGCAAGAGCAGGAGCAAGAGCAGGAGCAGGAGCAAGAGCAGGAGGAGGAGGGGGAGGUGGAGGAGCAGGAGCAGGAGCAGGAGCAGGAAGAAGAGCUCAGCAUGGAAGGAGAAGAGGGCGACGACGCUACGUCGGAGGAUGCAAGCGAAGACCACGAUGACGACCACGACGAUGACGACGACGACGAGGACAGAUACGGCUACACGAACGGGGCGUCGUACGGCAGCCCCGAGGCGAGCAGCCAGACGAGCCGCUCGCUGGAAGACUUCGACAGGGCCCAGCGCGAGAUCGCAGAAAAAAUGAAGAACCUCGGGCUGUAGAAGGGAGCGUCACUGAUAGAUUUUUGAGCAGAAGGAGAGGCAGAGGGAGGAUGCUGCUGCCGUGUGUUGGGUUUUGGGAUAGUAUGGUUGGGUGCAGUUUUGGCAGGUUUUAGUAUCCGGUUGGUCUCUUUUUUGAGUAGGAGGGGGGAAAGUUUUGUUUUUUCCUCCCGAUCUUUAUCUUCGUGCUACCCACUGCUGUGCCAAGGUUCCUUGUUUGGGUGGGUAGGUGGUCAAGGGGGUGACGUGGUGGUGGUGGUGCGGGGGGGGAUAGGGACGUCCCCCGAGUGGGGAGCAUUCGAUUCAGAAUGGGGGCGCCGUGUUUCAUUCGGACUGGGGUGCACGUACCGAUCAGAAUGAGGGGAAUGAAUGGAUCCCGUGUAUUGUGCUGUGGGGACGUGUUCGAACCGCGGGCGUCGUCAGCGUCUGUUACGUGGCAGGAAUUUCACUAUCAAUAUCGAGCUCUGGAUGUAAUAUUUUGAUGUUCGGCUGGCAAGCGAUACGACGCUUGGCCCAAGGCGCUACUAGCAGCGGUUUUUUCUCUAGCCGUUGGUUGCGUUGCUGCUGCUGACGCCGCUGCCGCCUCAGCCGCAGCAGUGAGAGUCGCUGGAUCUAUUUGAACGGCAUCGGAUGUUUGUUAUGCCCACCUUUGGACCGAUUUGCCUCUGUUUCUAGAAACCCGAGCUACGACACUUGGUGGGUGUUUGCGUACGGGAAUACAUUACAUUGUCCACGUCUGUGUUUGUCUUGGGCCUUCGGUAGGUAAGGAAAGGGUGUGUUGGCCGGACGGCUGGUAGGUUAGGGUGGGGGUCGCGACUUGGUCCCGGUGUUCACUUUUAGUGAUUCUCUGUGUUUUUAUCGUUGAACGUUCUUUCUCGGCUGGCGUGGCUGUGGGUGCGCGUGUCGUUUUUUUUCCAGCCUCUGCAGGGGCCUUUCGCUGUUGCAAGCAGGUUGGUUUUGCUCAUAAAGGGUAUGCUUCUUAUGUUUCGGAGGCUGAGCAGAGACCUGAACGAGAGGGGGGAGGGGGGGAGAGAGAAACAGACUAGGGAGGGAAGGAAAAGAGAAAUCAGAGACUGACUGCUUCCCACCCUUGUCUUGGUCGAUACUUUCUUUCCUGACUAGUAGCAUGACGGAAGCGCUGUGGGCUGUCAGAAAACAUGAACCAACUUAUUCGGCACAAGCCCCAACAGCGUUAUUGCCUUGUUUGGUGGGGUGUCGUUAUCGAUACGGCGAGGGAGAGCGUGUCUGUCCGGCUACGAAAUGAUGCUACCCACCGGAAGCGGUGGCUUGU